This is a messenger RNA of Athene cunicularia (burrowing owl), 810 nucleotides long. RefSeq names its product palmitoyltransferase ZDHHC15-like. Lineage: Eukaryota; Metazoa; Chordata; Aves; Strigiformes; Strigidae. The record is from RefSeq and is a predicted model, not a curated record. The coding region runs from base 267 to 761 and encodes 164 amino acids. Gene Ontology annotation, cellular component: Golgi apparatus; endoplasmic reticulum. Gene Ontology annotation, biological process: synaptic vesicle maturation; peptidyl-L-cysteine S-palmitoylation; protein targeting to membrane. Gene Ontology annotation, molecular function: protein-cysteine S-palmitoyltransferase activity. The transcript has 5 exons.
UAAUCUAAGGCAGUAGUAGUAGCAGCAAUUGUAGUAUGUUGUUUCGUGACCCUUAAUUUCACUUUUGCAUUUUUUAUUGAUGUGUCACAUAGUAUUCUGGCUGUCCAGCACAUACUAUCUCUGUCUUCUUAACACAUUUUCACAUUAGAUUAUUCUCAUUAAAAUGAUCUGAAAGUUGAAAUGUGUCCAAACUCAUCUGUAUUUGAAAUAUUAUCUCUGCUACCAGGAGUAAUUGCUCCUCUCGUGACUUCUGCUUCUAGUAUCAUAUGUCCUAUGCUGACCAAGAACGCUAUGAAAAUGAAGAAAGGCCAGAGGUGCAAAGGCAAAUUCUCGCCGAAAUUGCAAGGAAGUUGCCGGUCUACACCAGAACAGGGAAUGGAGGUAUUCGAUUCUGUGAUAGGUGCCAGCUAAUAAAACCUGAUCGUUGUCACCAUUGUUCCGUUUGUGCUGUAUGCGUGCUAAAAAUGGAUCAUCACUGUCCGUGGGUGAAUAACUGCAUUGGAUUUUCUAACUACAAAUUCUUUCUACUGUUCUUAGCCUAUGCUUUGUUGUAUUGCAUGUAUAUUGCUGCAACAGUCUUCAAGUAUUUCAUUAAGUAUUGGACAGGUGAACUGACUAAUGGACGUUCGAAAUUUCAUGUAAUUUUCCUACUCUCUGUGGUGGUCAUGUUCUUCAUAACAUGGUGGCAACAGGCGGUGCAAUGCCCUGCCAGAACCAGUGUCUUGGCCUGCGGUUGCAGGAAGAGCAGCUGUCGGUGGUGACAGCCAGUGGCAGCUCUCGGAUGAGCCACUUCACGGAGCCCAGUAUUCU